GAAGGGCAUAUCAAGAAAGAUUGUAAGGAACUCAAAGAUUCAAUAGAAGCUAAACGUCUCUUUAGAAAAGCUAGAUCUAAAAUAAAGAGGGAAAAAACACAAAAAUCAGAGACUACAAAAAUUAGCUUUAGCCCUAGCAAUCUAUACAAAACCAAUAUAGAAGAA
Messenger RNA from Racocetra persica, 165 nucleotides. NCBI's taxonomy places the organism in Eukaryota, Fungi, Glomeromycota, Glomeromycetes, Diversisporales, Gigasporaceae. The record is from the annotation of a GenBank genome assembly.